AUACAAGCCCAAGUUGAGUUCUGGUUUUCUGAAGAGUUUUACUGUUCUUCAACCAAAAGGGUCUUCAUAUAAAUCAUGAGUAGAGUACCAAAUAUCAACUUAUCAUUAUAAAGCCAAACUCACUCUUAUAGCCAGAAGAAGCAAAGAAAUACAACAAGUCCAAGACAGUAUAUAUAUAUAUGCAUAUACAACUAUGAAGAUGGAAAAUCAAGCAGUGGAAAAGAAGGAGAUUGAUGACAGAGAUGAAGAGUUGGAAGAAAACUUAGAAGAAAUCCAAGGAAGUGACCUGGGAACUCAUGAGCCAUGGACAAAGCAGAUAACAGCUAGAGGAGUUAUAGCAAGUACUGUGAUUGGAUCAAUCUUUAGUAUCAUAGCCAUGAAGCUUAACCUCACAACUGGUAUGGUUCCUCAUUUCAACGUCUCUGCAGCUCUACUUGCCUUUGUGUUCAUCAGAACAUGGACACAACUGGUUCAACGCCUUGGUUACCAAGCCAAGCCCUUCACUCGCCAAGAGAAUACCAUAAUUCAAACUUGUUCAGUUGCCUGUUAUAGCAUAGCUGUUGGAGGUGGGUUUGCAUCAUAUCUAUUGGGGUUAAACAGAAAGACAUAUGAGUUAUCAGGAGUACACAAUGAAGGAAACUCUGUGAAUAGUACUAAAGAACCUGGCUUAGGUUGGAUGACAGCUUUUCUUUUCUUGGUUUGCUUUGUUGGCCUUUUUGUUCUGAUUCCUCUCAGAAAGAUAAUGAUAGUUGAUCUGAAGUUGACUUACCCAAGUGGCUUAGCAACUGCUGUUCUCAUCAAUGGUUUCCAUACUCGUGGGGAUAAAAUGGCCAAGAAACAAGUAAAAGGUUUCAUGAAAUACUUCUCAUUAAGCUUCAUUUGGGGACUAUUCAAGUGGUUUUAUAGUGCAAAUGAAGAAGUAUGUGGGUUCGAACAAUUCCCUACUUUUGGGUUAAAAGCUUGGAAGAACACGUUUUAUUUUGAUUUUAGCACAACUUAUGUGGGAGCAGGAAUGAUAUGUUCUCACCUAGUCAACAUAUCAUUGCUUCUUGGAGCUGUGAUGUCUUAUGGAGUAAUGUGGCCACUUAUAGGUAGACUUAAAGGAGAAUGGUUCCCUGAAAGUUUAAGUGAAAGUGACAUGAAGAGUCUUUAUGGUUACAAGGCUUUUCUUUCUGUAUCUCUCAUUCUAGGUGAUGGGCUUUACAAUUUUGUCAAAAUUCUUGGUUCAACAUUCAUCAACAUCCAUGAUAGAAUGAAAAACAAGGACAAUACAGGCACAGAGAAGAAAAAGAAGGCAAUAGAAGAGAAGCAAAACCAGAUAUUCUUAGGAGAAACAAUACCACUUUGGGUAGCCACAACCGGCUACGUGAUCUUAUCAGGAAUCUCCAUAGUCGUCAUCCCAAUCAUGUUCCCUCAGCUCAAAUGGUACUACGUCGUCGUUUGCUACCUCCUCGCACCAUCCCUCGCCUUCUGCAACGCCUACGGCACAGGCCUAACCGACAUGAACAUGGCCUACAACUACGGCAAGAUCGCACUCUUCAUCCUCGCCGCCCUCACCGGUAAACAAAACGGCGUCGUCGCCGCCCUCGCCGGCUGCGGCCUCAUCAAGUCCGUCGUCUCCGUCGCCUGUAUUCUCAUGCAGGAUUUCAAGACCGGUCACCUCACCUUCGCUUCUCCACGAGCAAUGUUCGCCAGCCAAGUCAUCGGGACCGCCCUCGGUUGCAUCGUCGCUCCGCUGAGCUUCUUCCUCUUCUACAAGGCAUUCGAUAUCGGAAACCCUAACGGUGAAUUCAAGGCUCCCUACGCCUUGAUCUACCGAAACAUGGCGAUUCUCGGUGUCCAGGGCUUCUCGGCCCUGCCUCGGCACUGUUUGCAGCUCUGCUGGGGAUUCUUCGGCUUCGCCGUCGGAGUUAACUUGGUGAGGGAUUUAUCGCCGGCGAAGAUCGGGAAGUGGAUGCCGCUUCCGAUGGUGAUGGGAGUUCCGUUUCUGGUUGGAGCUUACUUCGCCAUUGAUAUGUGUGUGGGGAGCUUGGUGGUGUUUGUAUGGACGAAGAUCGACGCCAAGAGGGCGGAGCUGAUGGCUCCGGCGGUGGCUUCCGGUUUGAUGUGUGGAGAAGGGAUAUGGAUUCUACCGGCUUCGGUUCUUGCCUUGGCCAAGAUAAAGCCCCCGAUUUGUAUGAAGUUUUUGAGCUCGUAGAAAUAAGUGGGCUUUUAACCAAAAGAAAUUGGGCCGUUUUACUUGGGCUUUUAAGGGACUUUUUCAUAAAUACCAUUUUCUAGAAGAGGUAUUAGUUCUUCUACAACAAGUUGUUGUUGUUGACUUCUUGUUGUUUGACCAAUAGCUCAAAACUCAAAAGUUAGUUUUAGGGUUAAAAGAUUAGUUGGAGAAUAAAAUUGCAAAAAUAAGGGAUAAUCCAUUACUUGAUUUCUAAUGAUAUGAUUAGUUGUUUGUAACUAAUCAAUCUUUUUUGAUCUUGAGCUAGGUUAUUAUAGGUCAAUCAAAUUAGAAGCUCUUGCAUAUUUAAUGGGAUGUUUUUGAACUUUGGUUCUUGGACUCA
This is a messenger RNA of Humulus lupulus (European hop), 2558 nucleotides long. Its product is annotated as metal-nicotianamine transporter YSL1. Gene Ontology annotation, cellular component: plasma membrane. The coding region runs from base 194 to 2197 and encodes 667 amino acids. Gene Ontology annotation, molecular function: iron-nicotianamine transmembrane transporter activity; oligopeptide transmembrane transporter activity. The transcript is spliced from 8 exons. The record is from RefSeq and is a predicted model, not a curated record. NCBI's taxonomy places the organism in Eukaryota, Viridiplantae, Streptophyta, Magnoliopsida, Rosales, Cannabaceae. Gene Ontology annotation, biological process: seed development; response to iron ion.